GUGGCCAUGAAUUUUUUUAAUAACCAAAAUUAACAUGAAAAAUGCGUGAAAUCAUUUCUCAAUAAAGCCGCCGUAAAAGCCGCCUUCCUCUACAUUCCUACCUCCUUCCCAGGGUGUUUGUCUUAAAUCAAAACCACUUUUCAAUAUCUCGGCAGAUAAUCACCCCCCUCCCCUCUUUCUCCCCUAAAUCAAUACGAAAGAAGAGAGCAUCGAAACUUAUGAAAACCCUAAUAUUUUAAAUUCUGAUUCCAAAUUCUUGAUAAUCGAAUUCAAAUUUCCAGAAAUUCUCGCUCAAAUUCAUCCGCGAUGUCGUUUGAUUUAACGCUGAAGCCAUCAUGUGGUGGAUGUGGUGUAACAACCGAUCUUUACGGCAGCAAUUGCAAGCAUCUGACGCUUUGUUCGAGCUGCGGUAAAACUAUGGCGGAGAAUCGUGCGAAAUGCUACGAAUGUGGCGCUACUCUCACUCGUUUGAUUCGUGAGUAUAAUGUGAGGGCGAGCUCGAGCAAUGAAAAGAAUUAUUUUAUAGGGAGAUUUCCGACGGGAUUGCCGAAUUUCUCUAAGAAGAAGAGUGCGGAGAAUAAGUGGACUUUGCAGAAAGAAGGGCUUCAAAAUCGCCAGAUUAGCGACGCUUUGAAGGAGAAAUUCAAGAAUAAGCCUUGGAUGCUGGAAGAUGAAACUGGUCAAUCACAGUACCAGGGUCAUCUGGAAGGAGCGCAAUCAGCUACAUAUUAUCUACUUGUGUUGCAGGGAAAAGAGUUUGCUGCAAUACCAGCUGGUUCUUGGUACAACUUCAAUAAAGUUGCGCAAUAUAAGCAACUUACUUUAGAAGAAGCAGAGGAGAAGAUGAAAAAUAGGAGAAAGUUUGUUGAUGGUUAUGAAAGAUGGAUGAUGAAAACAGCCAGCAAUGGAGCUGCUGCAUUCCCCACCUUUGAUGCAACUCUCGUGAAAGAUAUACCUACUGGUGGAGGAGGGAAAGGGCGCAAGAAAUCAACUGCUGAAGAUGAGGGCAAUGCCUCAGACAAAGGAGAGGAUGACCCAGAAGAAGAGGGGGAAAGGAAGGCAAAAGUUGGACCGAGCAAAAGAGCUGGUGAUGAUGACGACGAAGAAGGCCCAGCUGGAGGUGAUUUUGAUGAUGAUGAUGACAUUGAGAAAGGUGAUGACUGGGAGCAUGAGGAAAUUUUUACUGAUGAUGAUGAAGCUGUUGGUAAUGAUCCUGAGGAGCGGGAAGACCUGCUGGCUCCAGAACUCCCUGCACCCCCAGAGAUUAAGCAGGAUGAUGAUGAUGAUGAUGCUAAUGAAGAGGAGGGAGGAUUGAGCAAAUCAGGAAAAGAGCUGAAAAAAUUACUUGGACGGUCCAACGGGCUUAAUGAUUCUGAUGCAGAUGAAGAGGAUGACAAAAGAAAGAAAGAUGAAGAGGAUGAUGAUGAUGAAGAUGAAGAAGAUCGCCCUUCUCCUGUUUUAGCUCCAAAGUUGAAGGACCCUAAAGAAGAAGCAGCAGAUAGCAGCCCUGUAAAACCAGUUCCUGGAGGAUCUUCUCGGGCAACUCCUUCCACAAAAUCAGCAAAAGGAAAGAGGAAGAAUGGGGAUGAUACAAAACCUACUAGUGGUGCUCCUCAAAAGAAGGUAAAGACUGAAAAUGAUGUGAAAUCAACCACAAAGGAUAAUGCAUCAAAAAAUGUUGCGGUCCCCAAAGCUAUGCCUUCAUCAUUGAAGGCUAGUACACCGGUUCAAGGUACACCUGCUCAAGGGCCUGUGGCAGAAGAGGAAAUUAGAGCUGUAUUAUUGCAAAGAACUCAAAUAACCACUAAUGAUCUUGUGGCAGUCUUCAAAGCAAGACUAAAGACAUCAGAGGACAAGAGAGCGUUCGCGGAAAUUUUGAAGAAAAUCUCAAGGAUUCAGAAGUGCGAUAACAAGAAUUAUGUCGUACUAAGGAGCACAUAGAUCUUAUUGUGCUCUUUGAUUGAGAAGUUUGUUCUUUCAAGACAGUGGGUAAUUGGGAUAGUUGUAAAGUUGUAACAUUUGCUGACUGAUUAGUGGAAUAUUUUACAAGUAUUAGAGCAAGAUGUAUUCUUUUGCAUUUUCCCGUGUAGAAAUUGAAAUCUCUCAUGGAAAAAAAAAGUUUGUAAAAGUUCAUUUACUAUGGAGUAUGGGUGGUGGUAGAUGGCCUUUAAUAGAAUUUUCGAUAGAAAAAGCCACACUAGAAUUGAAAUUGGUAGAAACUAUUAAAUUAAGAAGAAAUGAGUGCAAAGAGAGUAUCAAAAUUUUGAUCAAUAGCUCUGUUAUUAGCACUCCUUGCUACAUGUUUGUCAAAUAGACGAUAUUGUUUCUUUUUGCCUGGAUAUUUUUCCUAUGCUCUUUAAAAGAUGCAACAUUGUAUAAUAAUCACUAUUUAUCUAUCAA
Messenger RNA from Beta vulgaris subsp. vulgaris (sugar beet), 2400 nucleotides. Its product is annotated as transcription initiation factor IIF subunit alpha. Lineage: Eukaryota; Viridiplantae; Streptophyta; Magnoliopsida; Caryophyllales; Amaranthaceae. Bases 307 to 1941 code for a protein of 544 amino acids. Gene Ontology annotation, biological process: positive regulation of transcription elongation by RNA polymerase II; transcription initiation at RNA polymerase II promoter. Gene Ontology annotation, molecular function: DNA binding; RNA polymerase II general transcription initiation factor activity; TFIIF-class transcription factor complex binding. The transcript is spliced from 9 exons. The record is from RefSeq and is a predicted model, not a curated record. Gene Ontology annotation, cellular component: nucleus; transcription factor TFIIF complex.